CGGACUGACAACUCAUGGAGCCCCCCGGGCAAUAGGGGAUCAAGGGGUCCCUGUGUCCUUGCCCAAACUCAAAAAAGCCUAUGAAAAAAGGUACCAGGGGCAUCUCAUGGGGCCCCCUACUGACCCUGGGCCCUCGGGCAUUGCCCGAAAUGGUCUGUCCGCCCCUGACUGUAGGUCAAGCAUAUGUUUUAAAAACUAAAGGUAUGUACACUCCACAUGCAGCACUCCACAUGCAAAUACACUUUGGUUUAAAUUUAUGAUGAAGUUAGAUUUUUUGAAUUUUUUUACUGG
Molecule: messenger RNA, 291 nt
Organism: Staurois parvus
Lineage: Eukaryota; Metazoa; Chordata; Amphibia; Anura; Ranidae
Source: the annotation of a GenBank genome assembly